AUGAAGCGGUUGUGGGGAAUGUUUCUAUCUUGAACGCCACAGCUCUUUGGUCUGUCUUGUAGUCAAAGAUGGCGGCGCUUGUGGGGAUGCGUGCGUGUUUCUCCGCCCUUCAGCUUUCUUCACCAUGUCUCCUGAACAGCUCCUACAAGUUGUGUGCCGUCCCGCUGAGCAGACGGAACAUGGCAGUGGAGGCUAAAAAGACGUUCAGCCGAGACAAGCCUCACGUUAACAUCGGAACUAUUGGUCAUGUUGAUCACGGCAAGACGACCCUGACUGCGGCCAUUACCAAAGUGUUGGCAGAGGCAGGGGGCGCUCGCUUUAAAAAGUAUGAAGACAUUGACAACGCGCCCGAGGAGAAGGCCAGGGGCAUCACCAUCAACGCCUCGCAUGUGGAAUACAGCACGGCCAACCGCCAUUACGCACACACAGACUGUCCCGGCCACGCCGACUAUGUCAAGAACAUGAUCACGGGGACGGCGCAGAUGGACGGCUGCAUCCUGGUGGUGGCAGCCACCGACGGCCAGAUGCCGCAGACACGAGAACACCUGCUGCUGGCGCGGCAGAUCGGUGUGGAGCACAUGGUGGUGUUCAUCAACAAGGCGGACGCGGUGGACGACCAAGAGAUGCUGGAGCUGGUGGAGCUGGAGAUCCGCGAGCUGCUCACCGAGUUCGGCUACGACGGCGAGAAGACGCCCGUGGUCAUCGGCUCGGCCCUCUGCGCCCUGGAGAAUAAGCAGCCGGAAAUUGGAGUGGACGCAGUGAUGAAGCUGCUUGACAUCGUGGACAGCUACAUUCCUCUGCCCAAGAGACAGCUGGAUAAACCCUUCCUUCUCCCCAUCGAGGGCGUGUACUCUAUCCCAGGUAGGGGCACGGUGGUGACGGGCACCCUGGAGCGAGGGGUCAUCAAGAAGGGCGAGGACUGCGAGUUUGUGGGCCACAACCGCCACUUCAAGACGGUGGUAACGGGGGUGGAGAUGUUCCACCAGUCUCUGGACCGGGCCGAGGCCGGGGACAACCUGGGCGCCCUGGUGCGCGGCCUCAAGCGGGAGGACGUGAGGAGGGGCAUGGUGAUGAGCAAGCCUGGCUCCAUCAAGCCUCACCAGAAGGUCAAGGCCCAGAUCUACAUUCUGACUAAGGAGGAGGGGGGCCGACACAAGCCCUUCGUUAGCAACUUCAUGCCCGUCAUGUUCUCCCUGACCUGGGACAUGGCCUGCAAGGUCACCCUGCCCAACGAGAAGGAAAUGGUGAUGCCGGGGGAGGACACCUCGCUAACGCUAACGCUACGCCAGCCGAUGGUGUUGGAGAAGGGCCAACGCUUCACGCUGCGUGAUGGGAAUCGCACCAUCGGCACCGGCUUGGUCACAGACAUCCUCACCGCAACUGAGGAGGACAUGAGCAACUGGGGCUGAGGAAGAGGGAGUGGGAGAAAGGACACUGGGAUGGGUCAGCGGAGGGGCUUGUGUAGAGGGGGGCGGGGCUUAUGCCUCCUGUGUCUGUCCUACCAAUAAGUAAGUAAAUACAAAUGAUUCAUGUUUAUGUUAGAUGAAAUGGUAUUUCUGAAAUUCCAUCCAACCAAAUAAGAGGUUUCUGUAAAGCAAGGCUGUCAUGCUACGUAUUGAAUAAUAAAAAUACAUAAAAACUG
Molecule: messenger RNA, 1642 nt
Organism: Gadus morhua (Atlantic cod)
Lineage: Eukaryota; Metazoa; Chordata; Actinopteri; Gadiformes; Gadidae
Gene: tufm
Product: Tu translation elongation factor, mitochondrial
Exons: 10
Coding region: 69-1409 (446 amino acids)
Biological process (GO): mitochondrial translational elongation
Cellular component (GO): mitochondrion
Molecular function (GO): translation elongation factor activity; GTP binding; GTPase activity
Source: RefSeq, a predicted model, not a curated record